Molecule: messenger RNA, 1844 nt
Organism: Conger conger (European conger)
Lineage: Eukaryota; Metazoa; Chordata; Actinopteri; Anguilliformes; Congridae
Gene: rtn2a
Product: reticulon 2a
Exons: 10
Source: RefSeq, a predicted model, not a curated record
AUGGGCCCAGCGGUGCCUUGAUGGAGCAUGGGACAGGUUCUAGGAUUCUCCCACUGCAAGGAAUUCGGGUCAGUUUCCUCCACACCUGACUCCACUCCUCCCUGCACUGAUGGUGGGAAUGAGGAGUCGGACUUCCCGGAGCUGCAGACGGCGAGGGAGUGGUCCGAGGAUGAGUACGACGAGGGGGGCACCAGCAGCCCGUCGGUGUGGGGGACCCCGCGACAGAACUCCUUCGAGCUCACCUUCUCCUACAUCGCCUUCACCGAGGCCGAGGGGGGCGGGGCCUCCCGGCGCGACUCCGCGGGAGGGGGCCGGCGCAGGGGCGGGGCUCGAGCGGGGCGGGCCUCGCUGAACCGCGCGGACACGGACGAAAGCCUGAUGCCCCCGGAGUCCCCCGAACUCGAGUGGGAACAGCGGGCCUUCCUGCCGGGGGAGGGGGAGGAGGAGGAGGAGGAGGAGGAGGAUGAGGAUGAGGAGGAGGCGGAGGAACCCCAACAGUCAUCCCAACAGCUACCCAAUCUAGAACUGAGAAUGCCGCCCCCGUCCCAACCCAAUCUAGAACUGAGAAUCCAGCCCCCGUCCGAACCCAAUCUAGAACUGAGAAUCCAGCCCCCAUCUGAACCCAAUCUCGAACUGAGAAUCCAGCCCCCAUCUGAACCCAAUCUAGAGCUGAGAAUUCAGCCCCUGUCCGAACCCAAUCUAGAACUGAGAAUCCAGCCCCCGUCCGAACCCAAUCUAGAACUGAGAAUCCAGCCCCCGUCCGAACCCAAUCUAGAACUGAGAAUCCAGCCCCCGUCCGAACCCAAUCUAGAACUGAGAAUCCAACCCCCGUCCCAUUGCUCUGAUCCAGAGCCUCAAAGCAAUGGUGGGGACAGCCCGCGCAGAGAGGAAGAGGAGACCUCAAGCCUUCAUCACGACAGCCAAAAAGACAGCUUCGCAGACCCCCUUGUUGCUACGGAAACCACGACGGCACUGCUCACGUCUGUGCAAAAGCCGGGAAGUGACAUCACUGAGAUGACAUCAUCCGUCUCCACUUCCUCUAUUGGCCAGACCACUCAGGAAGAGCCAGACAGCGAGCAGCGGCUCACAGCGUCGGACCUAUCAGAGGGUGGGGGGAGGUGCCUCCAGGUAUCAGUGACUGAUCUGUUGUACUGGCGGGACAUGGAGCGGACGGGCAUGGUGUUCACGGGCCUGGUGGUGGGGCUGCUGUCCCUGUUCCAGCUCAGCAUCAUCAGCGUGAUCUCCACCCUGUCCCUGGUGGCCAUGUGCUUCACCAUCGCCGUGCGUCUGUACUUCAAGGUCCUGCAGGCCCUCCAGUGGAACGACGGCAAGCACCCCUUCCAGUCGUAUCUGGACAUGGACAUCACCCUGUCCGCGGAGCAGGCAGGGACAUACAUGGAGCGCUUCAUCGUCAUGAUGACGUCCGCCAUCGCAGAGUUCAAGCGCCUCCUGUUCGUUGGCAACCUGCUCGACUCUCUGAAGUUCCUGCUGCUGAUGUACCUGCUGACCUACUUAGGAGAUGUCUUCAAUGGCCUUACUCUUUUGAUUAUUGCUGUGAUCUGUCUCUUCUCCCUCCCACUCUUCUAUAAACAGUACCAGGCGCAGGUUGAUGGCUUUUUGGCCAAAGCCAAAGCUAAUGUGGACAACAUCAAAGAGAUACUUCAAAGACUGGUCCACGGAGGCGGUCGCCCCCAUGACUCUGACUCCACCCCCGGUGGCGCCAAACCCAAAACGCAAUGAAGAGACGGCGGGAAAGAGAGGAGGGGCUACAGGCUGUCACUCACAUGUCUUAACCAGUAGCCUGUGGUUAGGGUUCCGGUCUGUGUGUUGGGAGUGAGCAGUGG